Cloeon dipterum is the source of this 1111-nucleotide messenger RNA. RefSeq names its product cullin-3-like. Bases 59 to 1111 code for a protein of 350 amino acids. The record is from RefSeq and is a predicted model, not a curated record. Gene Ontology annotation, biological process: ubiquitin-dependent protein catabolic process; protein ubiquitination. Gene Ontology annotation, cellular component: cullin-RING ubiquitin ligase complex. Gene Ontology annotation, molecular function: ubiquitin protein ligase binding. NCBI's taxonomy places the organism in Eukaryota, Metazoa, Arthropoda, Insecta, Ephemeroptera, Baetidae. The transcript is spliced from 7 exons.
CCAAAAUCGGAAGAACUCUUGCCAUUGCAUCCGACGCAGGGAUUGGAACGGACUAAAAAUGCUGCACAGUCAGAGGCCAGGGGAUGUCUGGCCUGGCCUGGAAAGGGCGAUCAAAGACAUGCAGACGCAAGUCGAGUCGAAACACCUGAGCUACAUGGACCUUUACGGCAACACGUACACCCUGGCGAUCAGGCAGGGCGGCGGAUGGUUGUACUCCAAGGUCAACGACCUCAUUACCGAGCAUUUGAGAGACGUUGUGCAGCUGAAGGUGUUGUCCCAGCAGGGCAGCACCUUGGACUGCGUCAACAAAGAGUGGGCCGACCACAAAGUGGCCAUGGCCAUGAUCAGGGAAAUCCUCAUGUACCUCGAGAUUAGUUACAUCAAGCAGGAAAGCCUGGCUCCCAUUUUCGACCUGGGCAUUGCCAUCUUCAAAGAUGAGAUUUUUGGUUGCUUUGAUAUCAGAGAGAAAUUCUUAACCGACAUUCUCGUAAUGAUCGCCGAAGAUCGGGCUGGAAACGUGGUGAACAGGAGUGCUAUUAAAUCUGCGCUUGACCUGCUUGUUUACCUCGGUUCAGACUCGAUGGAAUGCUACGAAAAGAAUUUCGAGACGGAGUUUCUGCAAAACUCUGAGGAUUUUUACAAGGUGCAAUCCUCAAAUUUUAUCGCUGAGGGAGACGUUCUGGCGUACAUCCAAAAGGCGCAAAAGCUGAUAUUGGACGAGAAAAACAGGGCUGAGAUGUAUUUGCACAGAAGCACAAUUCCCAAAAUUACCGAUUUAGCCGAGAGGGAAUUAAUUCGGCUGCGCUUGCAGGACAUUAUUGAGAUCGGUGAAGGAGCGCUUUGCAAACUGAUACUCGAGGCGCAGACCGGCGUGGUCCGUCAGGUGUACGAUUUCGUCAGCAAGCACGACGGGGGCGUAGAUAUUCUCUUCAAUUUCUGCGUCAAAACCUUCCAGCAGCAUUUUGAGGUGAUUUGUCGAGAAGAACAACCCAUUCCUCAAGGUCGAAACCACUCAUUGUCAGAAUCCGUGAUUGUCACCCAAGCUGCAAUCAAUAUGAUCAAAGCAAAAUUUAUUGAGUUUGAAGGUGAAAUUCCAAUCACUGGCCCAUGA